Molecule: messenger RNA, 1269 nt
Organism: Diaporthe amygdali
Lineage: Eukaryota; Fungi; Ascomycota; Sordariomycetes; Diaporthales; Diaporthaceae
Exons: 2
Coding region: 1-1269 (422 amino acids)
Source: RefSeq, a predicted model, not a curated record
AUGGGCAGAACACUGCCUUGGAAACCCGACGGCCGCCCAUCCGCGACGAAACCACCGACCUGUCUACAUCCGACAAGAACCGCCUCACCACCGCCUGGGAGCUCUCCCUCCCGCCCGAAACCUGCCGCGCCUUCGGCUCGCUCAACGCUUGUGUCAGGCCCUGUCCCACCACAACCACACAUGCGCAGACCCAAAGAAAGCCGCACAGACGACUCAGCCGGCUCGCCGCCCUCAAGCCCCCCACAAUCGUCUGAAGGUCCGCUUCCUGAAAGUUUCAUGGUCGAGGGCUUUGACAACGAUGACCGGUGGCGAAUGGUCGAGGAUGAAUUCUACUCUGUUGCUGCCCGCUUUACCGCACAUCUCCAUGCCGCCCAGUACCGCCGUCUGAAGGACGAGGCCAAGAGGCUGAGUCCCAACACCAUCCGCACUCUCGCGCGGCCCGUCACUCGCCCCCCGACUGUUGAUGUAAUGCGGCGCCAAGCAGCAUCUACCUUGGCCGUCUCGCAGCGCCGAGCCAUUACAACAGCCAGGUUGCAUGCCAAGGCCUCAAACCCAGCCGCUGCCGCUGCCGUUGCCGCACAGUCUGAAGAUGAGGAUAACGAUCGAUUCCAAAUCCAGCUCUCCAGGAAACGAACUCAUUUGGCCAGUCUCAUGAACAGUCCCCGGAAGAAGGCACAACCUCUGACGAGCAUUGCCUCCAUCGGCAAGGCGCGUGCGACUGCUUUGAGUACCUAUAGCCAAGCAAGUAGCCUUGGCACUGGCACUUCUCGGGCCAGGGAAGAGAGCCCCGCCAAGCACCGCCAAACCCCAGCUUCUGCCAAGACCGCGCAUGCUAGUGAUGAGUUGCGCGGUAUUCCUCAACAGGCAUCCUCACGAAAUUGCUUGACUUCACAACGAGCCUCUUCUCAAGUUGACUUUGAUUACGAUGCCGAUAAUCUUGAGCAACACUCGGCCAGAACUUUCGGGGCGCGGCUUGGCACCCAAAAGCCAGCGACAACAACAGACAGCCAGUCGCGAGCACCGGCUGCACCAAAGCCAGUCCCAGCCGAACAUGCUUCACUGACUCCAGCACUGCCGCCCUUCGAGGGCGACUGUGAUUCAGACAGCGGUCUAGAAACAUAUUUUCAACGACGCUUGAGGGAGCGCCGUAAAAAGCCCCACCGCCGCAGAUCCCCUGCUGCAGACGAACCGGCUGGGCAGGGAGAAAAUCAGGCCAAGCUGGCGAGCAAAGAUGCACAGAACGCGGCGCUCACAGUCCCAUCAAUCUGA